Molecule: messenger RNA, 1489 nt
Organism: Habropoda laboriosa
Lineage: Eukaryota; Metazoa; Arthropoda; Insecta; Hymenoptera; Apidae
Product: cdc42 homolog
Exons: 4
Coding region: 626-1150 (174 amino acids)
Biological process (GO): small GTPase-mediated signal transduction
Molecular function (GO): GTP binding; GTPase activity
Source: RefSeq, a predicted model, not a curated record
UUUUGUAUAUUUCAUUCCUCGAUGCAAUACGCAUUUUAGUAGGGGUGAAAUCGUGAAAGAUGUCACUGGAUAUAUUUCUCCAUACGUUUAAACGAUAUCGUUUCACAACAGAAAUCGAUAUAUUGGACAAAAUAUAAAAAAUGGCGAUCUGAAAAAACAAUUAUUUCAUACGAGAUAUAUGUACAUACGUGUAAUUGGAUCGCGGCGGCUCGCUGGGAAUUUGCAAACGCGUUGCUUGUCCGUUGUGCAAAUAUUCUUUCUUGCUCGCUUCACGGAGACCCGAGUACCUUCGAACGUAUCGUUGGAGCGUUUAAUAUUUAUGUAUUUCCCUUUACUCGAUAAAGAGUAUUGUACUCUCGACAGGACGUUACGGGAUGUAAUGGGACGUGACGAAAAGCGACGGAAUUCAGUAGGACUAGACUAGACUAGACUAGACUAGACUAGACUAGACUAGACCAGAUACGAUGAACAAGAACAAGACAAAACUUCGUUUGUAUUAUCGUUGACGACAAGUAAUCUCGCGUAAGAAAACUGUCCAUGUGUAUUAAAUUGUAGAUUGUUUUCAGUAAUAGGUUACUUCUUCUCUUCGUUUCGCACAGAAAUAUUCUAGAAAAGCGAGGCAAAAAUGCAGACAAUUAAAUGUGUCGUGGUUGGGGAUGGUGCAGUAGGUAAAACUUGUUUGUUAAUAUCCUAUACCACCAAUAAGUUCCCAUCCGAAUAUGUUCCAACGGUAUUUGACAAUUAUGCCGUUACUGUUAUGAUCGGCGGGGAACCGUAUACCUUAGGGUUGUUCGAUACAGCAGGUCAGGAGGAUUACGACAGAUUACGUCCUUUGAGCUACCCUCAAACCGACGUAUUUCUCGUUUGUUUCUCAGUUGUAUCACCGUCGUCGUUCGAAAACGUCAAGGAGAAGUGGGUUCCAGAAAUAACUCAUCAUUGUCAAAAGACUCCAUUUUUAUUGGUUGGUACCCAGAUCGAUUUACGAGACGAUGCAGCGACUAUCGAGAAACUUGCAAAAAAUAAACAAAAGCCUAUAUCGGCCGAACAAGAAAGGCUUGAAGAACGUGUUCGACGAAGCAAUUCUAGCGGCACUGGAGCCUCCAGAACCGGUCAGAAGAAGACGAUGUAUCAUUUUGUAGAGCGCAACUAACACCCAUUUUAAAAUCUGUCAGCGCUGUUCAGCCGAUCACUGUGUGAGAAAGUUUCAUCAUACGGUACAUGCGAAACUAUUUUCGACUAACGAUAGUUCCGAUAUUUCGAUAUCGGUACGAUCUAUCUUUUGUUCUUGACUCGUUCGACGUACGCUCGAUUCGAACGAAACAUUCACACGGAAAAAAGAAAGAAGUGGAAAUAAGCAUUUUAUGUACAAGAGAGUGUGCACACGUAUGCACAUAAGUUACGUGUGCACGUGCUUAUGUACAUAUUCACACACACACACACACACACACACACACACACACACACACACACACACACACACACACACACA